UCCCCGUGGGCGACGUUAAAUUGGCGCCAUCGCGCGCGUUGCGUGCAUCUCCACCAUUACUACUGCCUCCUCCUUCCUCACCGCUCCCAAGUUCUACCAGCUUAUCGCCAGCGGGGUAAUCGCGCAGGCAGCCAUGGGCAAGAAGCACGCCGGCGGUGGCGGCGGCGGCUGGUUCGCCGCCGUUAGGAAGGUGUUCCGGCCGUCCUCGUCGUCAUCCGCCACCUCCUCCAAGAACAAGGACACCGUGCAAAACGGGAAAAAGAACGGGGCCAGCGAGGAGGAGACUACCAGUGGAACCGAGGAGCCGGAGGUGCUGCUGCUGGAGCACUUCCCGGCGUCCGAGACGUCGCUGGAGGUGAGCAACGAGGGCGGAGCAGUGGCGAUGAUGGAGGAGGAGGAGGAGGACGUCGACGAGGAGGUGGCCGGCGACAUGGAGCGCGCGAGAGCGCUGGCGGCCGCGGCCGAGGCAGCGGUGGCUGCGGCUGAGGCAGCGGCGAGGGUGGUGAGGAUGGCGGUGCACCGGCGCGCGUCGCGGGAGGAGCGCGCCGCCGUGCGCAUCCAGGCCUACUACCGCGGAUACCUGGCCCGGCGGGCCCUUCGUGCGCUGCGCGGCCUGGUGCGUCUGCAAGCGCUGGUGCGCGGUCACCAGGUGCGGCGGCAGGUGCACCUCACCAUGCGCUGCAUGCAGGCCCUCGUCCGAGCCCAGGCCCGCGUCCGCGCGCGCCGCAUCACCCAACUCCCGCUUCUCCUCCUCCCGCCGUCGACCCCUGCAGCCAAUGGCUCCUCCCCACUAGGAGCCGGACGAGGAGGACACUACCCUUUCCUCGAGUUGGCAUUGGCAGGCGACCAAGAUGUCAGUGACGACGGCGUGGUGGCGGACGUGCUGCAGCAGCAGCGAAGCGGGAGCAGGGGCAGGCUUGGUUUUGGCAGCGGCUACGACAACGGCGGCGGAAGGAGCCCUUCAGCGGGCUGGGACGGGAGCAGCCGCACCCUGGAGGACGCCAGGGCCGAAGGCGCGCGCCGGCACGACGCCGCCGCACGACGGGAGCGGGCGCUCGCUUACGCCUACGCCUACAAGCAGCGGCAGUGGCUGCGGCAAGAGGACGGAAAGGCCGGCCUCGGUUUCCACUGGCUGGAGCGCUGGAUGGCAGCGACGCAGGCGCAGCAGCAGAACGCGUCGGACCACGCCAAGACGUACAACGGCGCUGCCACCAGGACGACGUCCGACGUGACGGCAGCUGUUGCUUUGGCCGGCGGUAUGUCCGAGAAGGCUGUGGAGAUGGACACGUCGUUCCGGAGCCCACUGAACCCGGUCGCCACGACGCACGGGCGGCCACCGACGAUCCCAGGCUACAUGGCCGCGACGCGGUCGGCGCGUGCCAAGGCGCGCACGGCGCAGCCGUCGGAUACACCGACGCACGUCAGGACCCAUUCCGGCGGUCUGCUUGCCGGGGACACGUUGAGCUCGGGCCAGAGCGCGAGCCAUAACGGCGGUGCACUCGCCGAGUACAGCCCGGACUCGAGCUGCACAGGGGAGUGGACGCCGCCACGGCUCGGCGUCGGCGUGCGGCCCGGCAGGGUGACCUAUACUUGAGUAUGGCAUCCAAGGCAAUGUCUGGCAUCUCCGUGGAGUGCGCUGUGUAUGUUGUUAAGGUGCUUCUUGACUAAUUUUGCAAUGUUUGUUUUUGAUAUUGUAUAGCUUGCGUGCUUGUGUAUGUGUGUGACCGAUGUCUUCUGUAAAAGUUCUGAAUACUGGUUCAAAACGAUUGAGAAUAAUAAGUUGAGAAUUUCAGCUAUGUUAUGUUAUGGCUGAAAUAAGAUCGAAAGCUUA
Phragmites australis (common reed) is the source of this 1831-nucleotide messenger RNA. Its product is annotated as protein IQ-DOMAIN 21-like. Gene Ontology annotation, molecular function: protein binding. NCBI's taxonomy places the organism in Eukaryota, Viridiplantae, Streptophyta, Magnoliopsida, Poales, Poaceae. Bases 134 to 1594 code for a protein of 486 amino acids. The transcript has 4 exons. The record is from RefSeq and is a predicted model, not a curated record.